Molecule: messenger RNA, 2055 nt
Organism: Aspergillus niger
Lineage: Eukaryota; Fungi; Ascomycota; Eurotiomycetes; Eurotiales; Aspergillaceae
Exons: 3
Coding region: 1-2055 (684 amino acids)
Biological process (GO): amine metabolic process
Molecular function (GO): primary methylamine oxidase activity; copper ion binding; quinone binding
Source: RefSeq, a predicted model, not a curated record
AUGGUUCUCGAGCGCCUUCAACAGCUGACCCACCAGGUCCAAGCUACUUCUCCUCCUCCUCAUCCCCUGGAUCCCCUCUCGACAGUAGAAAUUGACACCGCUGUCGCCCUUAUCCGCAAGGAGUAUGGCAAGGUCAACUUCAAUGCGGUCACUCUGUAUGAGCCCCGCAAGGCGGAGAUGAUGGCAUGGCUGGAAAACCCGCAGAAGGCUCCCCGUCCCACUCGUGCUGCGGAUAUCGUUGCCAUUGCGCCUGGCGGCAAGGUCUACGAUGGAAUCGUCGACCUUGAUAACAAAAAGAUCCUGAGAUGGGAACACACGCCUGGCGUGCAACCCCUGAUCACCAUGGAAGAUUUGCAGGAGGUUGAGUCGAUUGUUCGCCAGGAUCCCAAGGUCAUUGAGCAGUGCGCGAUCAUCGGCAUUCCUAAGGAGGAAAUGCACAAGGUUUACUGCGAUCCUUGGACAAUCGGAUACGACGAGCGUUUCGGCAAUGGUGUUCGUCUGCAACAGGCUCUUAUGUACUACCGUCCCCACAUUGACGAUUCUCAAUACACGUUUCCUCUGGACUUCUGCCCUAUCUUCAAUGCGGAAACGAAGCAGGUCAUUCACAUCGAUAUCCCGCCGGUCCGGAGGCCCAUCAGCAAGGCGCCUCCCAACAACUACCACCCCGCGUCGAUUGAGAAAGAUGGUGGUUACAGGACGGAUAUUAAGCCCAUUCACAUCACUCAGCCAGAGGGUGUUUCUUUCGGUAUCAACGGACGUACUAUCGACUGGCAAAAGUGGAACAUCCACGUUGGUUUCAACUACCGUGAGGGUAUCGUCUUGAACAACAUUACCUUCAAUGACAAUGGAAAUGUCCGCCCCGUGUUCUACCGUCUCUCUCUCGCAGAGAUGGUCGUCCCCUACGGAAAUCCUGAGCACCCUCAUCAGCGCAAGCACGCUUUCGACCUGGGAGAGUACGGCGGUGGCUACAUGACCAACAGUCUUUCCCUCGGCUGCGACUGCAAGGGCGCCAUCCACUACAUGGAUGCUGCCUUUGUCAACCGUGCGGGUGCCAGCACGAUCAUCAAGAACGCCAUCUGUAUCCACGAGGAAGACGCCGGUAUCCUCUUCAAGCACACCGACUUCCGUGACGAGUCUGUCAUUGUAACUCGUGGCCGGAAGCUGGUCAUCUCCCACAUCUUCACUGCCGCCAACUACGAGUACUGCGUCUACUGGAUCUUCCACCAGGACGGUACUAUCCAGCUCGACAUCAAGCUCACCGGUAUUCUGAACACCUACGCCAUGAACCCCGGCGAGGACACCAAGGGCUGGGGUACUGAAGUCUACCCUGGAGUCAACGCACACAACCACCAGCAUCUGUUCUGUCUGCGUGUGGACGCUAAUGUCGACGGACCCAACAACACCGUCUUCCAAGUCGACGCAACUCGCAGUGAAGCGGAGGUGGGAAGUGCUGAGAACCCGUACGGAAACGCAUUCUACGCCAAGAAGACAAAGUUCACUACCCCUCUUGAAGCAAUGUCCGACUAUGACGGCAACACAUCCAGAACCUGGGAAAUUGCAAACACCAACAAGCUGAACCCCCACAGCAAGAAGCCUGUCUGCUACAAGCUCGUCAGCCGUGAAGUGCCUCCCUUGCUUCCGAAGGAAGGUAGUUUGGUCUGGAAGCGGGCUGGAUUCGCUAGACAUGCCGUGCAUGUCACUAAGUACUCUGAUGACGAAAUUCACCCUGCCGGUCGCCACGUACCCCAAACCUCGGGUGAACCAUCCCAUGGUCUGCCAGCCUGGAUUGAAGCCGCUGGUCCGAAUUCAUCUAUCGAGAACACGGACGUCGUCCUAUGGCAUACGUUUGGCCUUACACACUUCCCUGCCCCUGAAGACUAUCCUAUCAUGCCUGCUGAGCCGAUGACCCUGCUUCUUCGUCCGAGACACUUCUUCGCGAGGAACCCUGCCUUGGACGUCCCUCCUAGCUUUGCUCGCACGCCGUCUCAAGUUGCGGCUGGCACUGGGGCGUGCUCUUCUUGCAAGAAGAGUGAUGGGUCUAGUGUUCAGGUCUAA